Letharia columbiana is the source of this 2094-nucleotide messenger RNA. RefSeq lists its product as uncharacterized. NCBI's taxonomy places the organism in Eukaryota, Fungi, Ascomycota, Lecanoromycetes, Lecanorales, Parmeliaceae. Gene Ontology annotation, biological process: translational initiation. The coding region runs from base 1 to 2094 and encodes 697 amino acids. Gene Ontology annotation, molecular function: mRNA binding; translation initiation factor activity; protein binding. The record is from RefSeq and is a predicted model, not a curated record. Gene Ontology annotation, cellular component: cytosolic small ribosomal subunit. The transcript is spliced from 6 exons.
AUGGCCGUCCCCACGCAAUUUGCUUAUCGAACGCUCAAAGGCAUUGGUGUUAUCGAGGCUGCCCCAGUCUAUGACUCGUUACGUGGAUUCGAAAGGCCGGACGGAAAUCUCAGAUGUUGUGUCUAUUCGCCUUGCGGACGAUACUUUGCUUGGGCAUCACCUGAGAGAGUGACCGUCGUCGACGCUUCUAUCGGGCACGUAAUCACGUCCUUGCCAGCCCAAAAUGUCUACGAGCUAGGGUUUUCCCCUCUCGGCACCUUCAUCAUUACUUGGCAAAGACCCUCAAAGGACGAUAAUGGUGAUGCUGUCAAGAACUUGAAGGUAUGGAAAGUGGUCGAGGGAGGGCCGGAUCUAGGGGAAGACGAGCAUAAUAUCGUCGGGCGUUUUGUGCAGAAGUCACAGACUGGGUGGAACCUCCAGUAUACGUAUGACGAACAGUACUGUGCGCGCGUAGUCACAAAUGAGGUUCAAUUCUAUCAAAGUGGAGACCUUGCGACUGUGUGGAACAAGCUGCGGGUUGAAGGAGUCACAGAAUUUGCUGUGUCGCCUGGUGAGAACCAUUCGAUCGCUGUAUUCAUCCCGGAACGCAAGGGUCAACCUGCCGCGGUAAAGGUGUUCAACGUACCAAACUUUGAGGCUCCGGUUUCUCAAAAGAAUUUCUUCAAGGGAGAUAAGGUUCAGCUCAAAUGGAACGACCAAGGAACCAGCCUCAUCGUGUUAGCUCAGACCGAAGUCGACAAGUCAGGCAAGAGUUACUACGGGGAAACAACUUUGUAUCUCCUGAGCGCCAAUGGCGGCUUUGAUUCCAGGAUAGAUCUAGACAAGGAUGGCCCAAUCCAUGACGUUACAUGGUCGCCGAACUCGAAAGAAUUUGGCGUGGUAUACGGCUAUAUGCCAGCUAAGACCACAAUUUUCAAUACCAAAGCCAACGCCACUCACGACUUCGCUCUUGGUCCUCGGAACACAAUUCUCUUCUCUCCACACGGGAAUUUCGUACUAGUUGCUGGCUUCGGCAACUUGGCGGGCCAAAUGGACAUUUAUGAUAUGGAAAAUGACUAUCAAAAGAUCUGCACUAUCGAAGCUAGCAAUGCCAGUGUAUGCGAGUGGAGUCCUGACGGAAAGCACAUACUUACUGCGACUACAAGCCCGAGGCUACGGGUCGAUAAUGGUGUGAGGAUAUGGCAUGUUGGGGGAGGGUUGAUGUAUAAUGAGGAAUUGCAAGAGCUUUACCAUGUCACCUGGCGUCCGCAGUCUCCAAAGUCACAUCCCCUGGAAAAUCCUCUUCAUCCUAUGCCUACACCGCAUGCCUCUGCUUUAGCAUACUUGGGCACUGUCAAGACACCAUCGAAGCCGGCUGGUGCUUACCGACCACCUGGCGCUCGAGGUACGCUCACACCUUUAGCUUUCAAGCGUGAAGAUGAGGGUGGUGCCGCAUACAUUAGCAAUGGCAGUCUAUCUUUGGGUCUUGGAGCCAAUGGCUUUGGGAAACCGAGGAAGCGAGAAAUUCCAGGCGCAGCGGCCAUGGCCGAGGAUAAUCAAGCUACGACUGGGGCAGCACCUGCAGAGGGCGACGAGAAUCUGUCAAAGGCAGCUGCAAAGAAUAAGAAGAAGCGGGAAGCAAGGAAGGCGAAGGACGCUGCUGACAAAGCCACUGGGCUUGCGCCAACAGCAAAUGGCGUCUCCUCUGUUACAGCGAUAAAUCCAAGUAGAAGUCCAGAGAGGAGAGUUCAGAAGGGUCAUGAGAGGAACCGGUCAAAGGGACAAUUGGACGCUCCGCCACGCUCGCAGCAAGGCAAGAAAGAACAACGGCAGCCUGAACAGCAACCUCAACGGCCACCACUUCCGACCCCAGCUGCCAAUGGCACAAGCGCAAAGGCGCCACAAGAAGCUCCUGAGCUCUCGGUGACCUCUCCGGGUGGCGGAGGGACACCGCAAGACAAGAAAACCAGGGCUCUGCUGAAGAAGCUGCGGGCCAUUGAUGACCUGAAGAUGAGGCGUGCCGGGGGUGAGAAGUUGGAGGGGACUCAGAUCAAGAAAAUGGACACGGAGGAUGAAAUCAGAAGAGAGCUGGAAGGCUUGGGUUGGAAUGAUUGA